This is a messenger RNA of Myotis daubentonii (Daubenton's bat), 2398 nucleotides long. It is a transcript of the gene BBC3, whose product is annotated as BCL2 binding component 3. Gene Ontology annotation, biological process: release of cytochrome c from mitochondria; positive regulation of apoptotic process; positive regulation of release of cytochrome c from mitochondria. Gene Ontology annotation, cellular component: mitochondrion. The record is from RefSeq and is a predicted model, not a curated record. Lineage: Eukaryota; Metazoa; Chordata; Mammalia; Chiroptera; Vespertilionidae.
CUGCUGACAUGUGUCUGUGUGUCCUGGGGUCUAAGAGUUGGUAGGCAAGUAGGCGUGUUUCCGUUGUGUUGGUCUGUGUGAGUCCGUGGGUGUCUGUUCUGUGUUGAUAUGUGUGUGCGUCCUGAGGUGGGCAUGCCUUAUCUCUUGGGUGUAGAUGUGUUUGAGAAGUGUGUGUUUCUGUCUGUGCUUGUGUUGGCUGCAUUGUGUGUGUCAGCGUGCGUGUGUGUCAGUGUGUGUGUGUGUGUCCAUGGGCAUAUCAACAGUGGGUCAGUGUGUGAGAUUCCGACUACUUGUGCAUGGCGGGGGGAUGGGUUGUGCCAGGCAGCAUGCAUUGUUUGUAUAGCUCUUGUGAUGGUCUGUGUGUUUACAUUUGGUCAGUGUUCCUAUGUGUGUGUGUGUGUGUGUGUGUGUGUGUGUGUGCGUCCUGUGUACUGAGUAGCAAUGUCCGACACUGGGACCAUCUCAAUGUUUCUGUGCAAAUGGGAGAUGAGGUGGGAGGUCAGGCUGGCCAGUCCUGCCUGAGUCCGUGUGUGUGUGUGUGUGUGUGUGUGUGUGUGUGUGUUGGGGGAGCCAUCCCAGUGCCUGGCUGCCCUCCGUGUGUGCCCAUCACUGUGUCCCAAAAGUGACCCCCCCCCCAGCCCAUGUCCUGUUGGGUGAGUUUGUGUUAUGGGGCCAUCAACCCUCACACUCACACACCCGACAGCCCCCUGCAUCUGGGUCCUGCAUCUGGCUCUUGAACUUGCUGUGAGAGCCAGCCUGUGCCGCCCUGUCCCUCAUGUGUGCCCAUCACCAUGUGUUUGGGAGGCUGCCGAGCCCUGGGUCCCUCGGCCCCAGGGAGCACCAUGGCCCGAGCACGCCAGGAGGGCAGCUCCCCGGAGCCCGUAGAGGGCCUGGCCCGCGACGGCCCUCGUCCCUUCCCACUCAGCCGCCUGGUGCCCUCAGCUGUGUCCUGCGGCCUCUGUGAGCCCGGCUUGCCGCCUGCCCCUGCCACCCCUGCCCUGCUGCCAGCUGCCUACCUCUGCGCCCCCACUGCCCUGCCCGCUGUCACUGCCGCCCUAGGGGCCCCCCGCUGGCCUGGGGGUCCCCGUAGCCGCCCCCGAGGCCCGCACCCCAACGGUCCUCAGCCCUCGCUCUCGCCCGCGGAGCAGCACCACCUGGAAUCGCCGGUGCCCAGCGCCCCGGGGGCCCUGGCGGGCGGCCCCACCCAGGCGGCCCCGGGCAUCCGGGGGGAGGAGGAGCAAUGGGCCCGAGAGAUCGGGGCCCAGCUGCGGCGAAUGGCGGACGACCUCGACGCGCUGUACGAGCGGCGGAGGCAAGAGGAGCAGCAGCGACACGGCCCCUCGCCUUGGAGGGUCCUGUACAAUCUCCUCCUGGGACUGCUGCCCUUGCCCAGGGGCCGCGGAGCCCCGGAGAUGGAGCCCAAUUAGGUGCCUGCACCUGCCUGGUGGACGUCGGGGACUUGGGGGGCAGGCCCCUCCCACAGCCUGACGCCCUGGCCAGCACAGGGGACAUUUUCUGCACCAUGUAGCAUACUGGACUACGAGCCCUGCCUGUCCCAGGGGCGGGCCCGGGCAGCCACUCCAGACCCAGCCCCGGCCCAGCCUGGGGUGCACUGUCGGAGAUGUGGACUCCUGGGUCCCUGGCCGAGAAGCCAGGGGAGAGAGGGCUGAUGGACUCAGCGUCUGAAGGCGGCGGUGACCGAGGGGGUGGGGACUGAGCCGCCCGCCUCUGCCGCCCACCACCAUCUCAGGAAAGGCUGCUGGUGCUGGCUGCCCGUUCCAGCUGCAGGGGGGACACUGGGGGGUCCCUCCCAGUGCUCCUUCACUUUGGGCCUGGCCUCAGGCCCCUGGUGCUUCCCCCCCUCCUCUUGGGGAGGGGGCCCGUGAAGAACAAAUGAGCCAAACGUGACCACUAGCCUCCUGGAGCCAGAGAAUGGGGUGCAUCUGACGGCUGCCCCAGCCCGGCGCCCAGCCAUCUUCCCUGAGCCAGCCGGCGGGUGGUGGGCAUGCCUGCCUCACCUUCAUCUGGGGGUGGCCAGGGGGGCCCAGACUGUGAAUCCUGUGCUCUGCCCAUGACCACCCCCCUCCAUCAAUCCAUUGCAUAGGUUUAGAGAGAGCACGUGUGACCACUGGCAUUCAUUUGGGGGGUGGGAUAUUUUGGCGGAAACCGCCCCAGCCUUAGUCCCCAGGGCGAAGCGCUGGGGGGAAGAGGGGAGUCAGGGAGGGGGAGUCUCAGAAGAGGGAGGAGUCUGGGAGUGGGGAGGGAUGGCCCAGCCUGUAAAUUACUGUACAUGCGCUGCUGUAGAUACCGGAAUGGAUUUUCUGUACAUGUUUGGUUAAUUUUUUUUGUACAUGAUUUUUGUAUGUUUCCUUUUCAAUAAAAUCAGAUUGGAACAGUG